This is a messenger RNA of Ostrea edulis (European flat oyster), 1715 nucleotides long. RefSeq lists its product as uncharacterized. Bases 1 to 1491 code for a protein of 496 amino acids. The record is from RefSeq and is a predicted model, not a curated record. Lineage: Eukaryota; Metazoa; Mollusca; Bivalvia; Ostreida; Ostreidae. Gene Ontology annotation, molecular function: zinc ion binding. The transcript has a single exon.
AUGGCUGAAUCGUGUAAUGUAAAAUUAAGAUUUGGAUCUCCUCAAGUUGUUGUUCCAACAUGCGAGAAACACCCAGAGGAAUAUCAAAACUUUUUCUGCAAUGAUUGUGAUGAAUUCAUAUGUACAGAGUGUGUCAAGACUGACCAUCGAGAUCAUGACUGGAAUACAGUGCGAAAAAUAUCAAUCAAGAGAAAGAGCCGUCUCUCUGGGAAAUGUGGGGAAAUCAGGGAUGGGGACUUGCCAAAAAUCAUCGAUCAGAUUUCUAAAGUUGAUUCGCUAAUGAAGCAAAAUGUUGCAGAUCGUGAUGGAGAAAUAACCCGACUUGAAGCUCACUCAAAAGAUGUUAUCAAAGAAUUUGACAGAGUUGUUAUGGACAGGAAAAAGGUUUUAGAAAGUGGUUUUGAAAGGAAGAACAGAAAACUAAGAGAAAUUAAGUCAAAGCUAAAGACCAAAGAAGCAAAACUUCGAGAAACGGUUUGUGAACUUGAAGGAUCAUCUCUCUCCGAUUACACUUUGUUGAAUGUUGACUGUAGGUUAAACAAGGUUUUGUCCAUAGUAAGCGAUGACAAUAUAGAGGACUACAGAUAUUCAAUGCAUUUCAAGAGUGGCAUAAUGACAGAGAAAAGUCUAGAAUCUCUACUGGGUACAGUGAAAGAUUAUGACGACUUUUCUCUGACAAAGAUUGCCUCGUUCAAACACGAAAAAGGGAACAUCAUUGCUCUAGAAGUGGAUGACCAUGGCAAUGCUGUGUUGGUGGCCUCUAACCAAACUUUCUUGGAUACAAUCAACACUAAAGGUAAAUGCUUUUGUCGAACCGAGAUUGGCUGCGACAUCAACGAUUUCGUUGUACUUGUUAAUGGGGAUAUUGUAUUCUCGGACGGCAGUAGCGGAGCGAUAAAAAAGACUACCGACAACACGGUUGAGACCCUAGUAGAAACUUCUCCGCUGACUCCAGAGGGUAUUUGUCUGACAAAUACAUGUGAUGACGACAUUUUGGUCACUAUGUCCGACCCAUCCCAGGAUAUCAAAGACAGCAAAGGUCUAGUUAAAAUGUUCUCUGUGCAUGGGCGCGAAAAGAUGGUUUUUGAGUAUCAUGAAAAUGGGAAAAGGCUUUUCACAUUGCCUUUUCGUAUUGUUCAGAACAAAAAUGAAGACAUAUGCGUAUUGGAUAACUUAAGUGAAGAACAAGGUGUGCUUCACACAAUCUCAAAAGGAGGUAGCUCUCAAUUUAUUUACGAAGGAAAUCCUGGUCAACAACACUCCUUCUGUCCAGUGGAUGUAGUUUGUGACAACUUUUGCAAUCUGAUUGUAAUGGACGCAAUAAACUACGCCAUUCACCUUCUGGAUUCCAUGGGAAAUUUCAUGAAAUACUUGAGAACAGACCCAGAGGACAGGAAAGCUUCUUUAUCACUGGCCCUCUAUGGGGACAUCCUUUGGACAGGGGGUCACAGUGGACAUAUCAGAGUGUACCGAUACUCCAAUCAUUUCUAGCAUUUCAGGACAAUUAUACCACUCAGUUGUCACAAUCAAACCACGCAUCUAUCGGCUGUGAUGUAGCAAAGACAAUAUUGACUAUAAUAUUCAAAGUUUUUGUAAUCAGAAAACAAAUACCGAUGUACAUUGCACCAAUUCGUAACUAAACACUUACAAAUAUUAAUUACCAUAAAAACAAAAUGUCUUUGAUCUCAUUUUAAUAAAAUUAAUCAUCAUAGUAA